Clonostachys solani is the source of this 711-nucleotide messenger RNA. The record is from the annotation of a GenBank genome assembly. NCBI's taxonomy places the organism in Eukaryota, Fungi, Ascomycota, Sordariomycetes, Hypocreales, Bionectriaceae.
AUGGAAGGAGAAGUCGUACAUCUCGAGGGACGCAUUUUCGGCGAGGACAACCGAUUCCUGUACAACAACCGUUCCGCUCCGUGGUCUGCCGUGGGCAAGAUUAGCUGGAACACGGGCCACAUGUGCAGCGGCGCUCUGGUCGGCCCCCGCCACGUAUUGACUGCCAAACACUGCAUCCUGAACAACCGCACCGUCACCUUCCGCCCUGGAUACGACAACGCAGACGUUUUCAACUCAUCCCAGGCCACGCAUGCGUUUGUGAGCACCAAGAUCGGCGACGGGAUCUGCGACGCAAAGGAGGACUGGGCCGUGCUGAUCCUCGAGAAGCGUCUCGGCGACGAGGUUGGCUACUUCGGCGCCAAAGUCGCCGAGCGUUCCGUCGCCGACAAGACGGUCUUUGACCAUGUGGGAUAUCCAGGGGACCUUGGCAAGGGCAAGAGGCCUUAUCGGCUGAGCAACCUCGUCAUGUCGGAGAAGAGGUGGGACUGUGAUGCGCUGGGCCCCAUGUAUACGGAUGAGUCUGAUUUGGCUGGUGGCCAGUCGGGCGGCCCUCUUUUCGAGGCUCUGGAAGAUGGCUCGGCUUAUAUCUGGGGGGUUGCCUCGACUGUCGUUUCUUGGUAUCAGGGGGGGCAAAAGGGCGGAUGGGGAAGAUGGGCCUCUGGCAAUAACAUGGUGACUACGAUUGCCAGGUUGAGGGAGGAGUUUCCGUAA